AUGAAGUUCCUUCGCGCACCGCUUAUUAUUAAGCCUUCCAACACGAAAGUCCGAUUCACCGGCUUUUCAAGAGAAUACCUCGAAACUAUCUUAGAGAAUUCCGAAGAAUGGGAGAAAAUUGCAAAGAAACAUUCGAGAAACACUUCUGGAUUUUAUUCAGCGAUAAUUCCCUAUCUCGAAGACAUCAUCACAAACCAACCAGAACUUGUCUUUGACAAUUGCUUGAAAGGAAUGAAAUUGACAAAGAAAAAAAAUCAGGUUCGUCGAGACCUUGAGCACUGGUUUCGAAUCGAAAACGAGUUUUUUUCGAAGGAAGAUUGCGUUACUUUUGCGGCGAAAGAUCUUGGAACCCGAUCGACUGGUCUGUCGCAAAUAUUGAAAACGACUGAAAUCAACGAAGACAACAACGACAAAAUGAACGAGGCGUUCAUUGAAGAUUCUGGUGAGCUUGAGGAAGAAUGGAUGCCUGAAUCAGAAGAAAUAAUCCAAGAAGAUGAAGUUGUCGACAAAAUCCAGGAAGCAAAUGAUGAGCCGGAACGGGUUAAAGAUAAAUCGCCGAUCACCGAUAUUUUUCUUCGCAGCGGGAAACUUCCUAGUAACGGAAAAGGUGGUGAUAACAGAACUUGGAGUCCCAAAUUUAUCAACUUGUCGCUGGAAAUGCUUAUUAAAGGAGAAACAGCAAGUAGCAUCCACAAUUUCUUUAAAACGACAGCAAAGUAUUAUCCCGAGCUUCUGGGCGAAGAAAAAAGAGUUCCAUCGCCUGACUGGUUUGAGCGACUUCGUGAUUCAUUGAAGUAUUUGAACGAAGAGCACACCAAAGAUGUCAUUCUUAAAGGCAAACGAUUCCACCUCGCAAGUGACGGCGCAGCCAUGUUAGAUGCAUCCAAAACGAUUUCAGUCGGGCUGAUAGACGAGUCUGGCAAGCUUCAUCUCAUCGGAACCGAGCGUUCGAUCGGAGGUACAAGUCAAAUAAUUGCCGACCAAAUGAUUGCGAUCAUAAACAAGACCAGUUUGGGACGAGUCAUCGGCGAGAAGAUUGAUCUCCUUAUGUCUGACCAGCAGUCAGCUCAAAUCAACGCAAACGCAAUCGUUGCAGAAAAACUGACGCGGGAAAUCAACAAGGAAGCACCUCCAUCACUCUUUUGUGCGAUGCACUGCGUUUCGAACUGCGACAAGAACAGCUGUUCUGCGUUAAAAGAGGUCAAUGAAGAAGCAUUUACCUUACUGGAACUUGUGAAGAGUGUCUUCGGAAAACCAGAAAAAUUUGGGUACGUCCAACAGGAUGGUCGCCGAUCGCUUCAGCUGCUUCUUAAAUACGAUUUGGAGAGCACCAGAACAAAGAUUUUCUCUCAUGAUCUAGACAUCAUCACAAACCAACCAGAACUUGUCUUUGACAAUUGCUUGAAAGGAAUGAAAUUGACAAAGAAAAAAAAUCAGGUUCGUCGAGACCUCGAGCACUGGUUUCGAAUCGAAAAUGAGUUUUUUUCGAAGGAAGAUUGCGUUACUUUUGCGGCGAAAGAUCUUGGAACCCGAUCGACUGGUCUGUCGCAAAUAUUGAAAACGACUGAAAUCAACGAAGACAACAACGACAAAAUGAACGAGGCGUUCAUUGAAGAUUCUGGUGAGCUUGAGGAAGAAUGGAUGCCUGAAUCAGAAGAAAUAAUCCAAGAAGAUGAAGUUGUCGACAAAAUCCAGGAAGCAAAUGAUGAGCCGGAACGGGUUAAAGAUAAAUCGCCGAUCACCGAUAUUUUUCUUCGCAGCGGGAAACUUCCUAGUAACGGAAAAGGUGGUGAUAACAGAACUUGGAGUCCCAAAUUUAUCAACUUGUCGCUGGAAAUGCUUAUUAAAGGAGAAACAGCAAGUAGCAUCCACAAUUUCUUUAAAACGACAGCAAAGUAUUAUCCCGAGCUUCUGGGCGAAGAAAAAAGAGUUCCAUCGCCUGACUGGUUUGAGCGACUUCGUGAUUCAUUGAAGUAUUUGAACGAAGAGCACACCAAAGAUGUCAUUCUUAAAGGCAAACGAUUCCACCUCGCAAGUGACGGCGCAGCCAUGUUAGAUGCAUCCAAAACGAUUUCAGUCGGGCUGAUAGACGAGUCUGGCAAGCUUCAUCUCAUCGGAACCGAGCGUUCGAUCGGAGGUACAAGUCAAAUAAUUGCCGACCAAAUGAUUGCGAUCAUAAACAAGACCAGUUUGGGACGAGUCAUCGGCGAGAAGAUUGAUCUCCUUAUGUCUGACCAGCAGUCAGCUCAAAUCAACGCAAACGCAAUCGUUGCAGAAAAACUGACGCGGGAAAUCAACAAGGAAGCACCUCCAUCACUCUUUUGUGCGAUGCACUGCGUUUCGAACUGCGACAAGAACAGCUGUUCUGCGUUAAAAGAGGUCAAUGAAGAAGCAUUUACCUUACUGGAACUUGUGAAGAGUGUCUUCGGAAAACCAGAAAAAUUUGGAGUAACAUUCUACGAUUGGAGAAAUAAAGCAGACGAGAUUCUGGCUGCUGGAAAGGUUGCGAACCGUUGCCGACCAGACUACAAGCAGAGUGACAUUCGAAAAGAGUUUGACGAUGAUCUUCUGGCGAUAAUUGAAUCUUCGACUUCUGAAUGUUGA
Molecule: messenger RNA, 2604 nt
Organism: Oikopleura dioica
Lineage: Eukaryota; Metazoa; Chordata; Appendicularia; Copelata; Oikopleuridae
Source: the annotation of a GenBank genome assembly